Messenger RNA from Tarenaya hassleriana, 1516 nucleotides. Its product is annotated as actin. The transcript is spliced from 5 exons. Lineage: Eukaryota; Viridiplantae; Streptophyta; Magnoliopsida; Brassicales; Cleomaceae. Gene Ontology annotation, cellular component: cytoplasm. Bases 147 to 1280 code for a protein of 377 amino acids. The record is from RefSeq and is a predicted model, not a curated record.
UUCUUCAGCCUCCUAUCGCUUCCUCCAUUUCUCUCCACUGUCGUUUUUUUCCCUUCAAUCGACAAGAAAAAAAAAAGUUAUUGGCGAUCGAUCCUCCGUCUCUGAGAAAGUUAUCGUCUUUUGCUUCCAAUUCCCGAAAGUAGAACAUGGCCGACGGUGAGGACAUUCAACCCCUUGUUUGCGACAAUGGAACUGGAAUGGUCAAGGCUGGAUUUGCUGGGGAUGAUGCACCAAGGGCUGUGUUCCCUAGCAUUGUGGGCAGACCUCGUCAUACCGGAGUGAUGGUGGGAAUGGGGCAGAAGGAUGCUUAUGUCGGUGACGAAGCUCAAUCCAAGCGUGGUAUUUUAACCCUAAAAUACCCAAUUGAGCACGGGAUUGUCAGCAACUGGGACGAUAUGGAGAAGAUUUGGCACCACACUUUCUACAACGAGCUUCGUGUUGCUCCUGAAGAGCACCCCAUUCUUCUCACCGAAGCACCUCUAAACCCGAAAGCUAACCGUGAGAAGAUGACCCAGAUCAUGUUUGAGACUUUCAAUGCCCCGGCCAUGUAUGUGGCCAUUCAGGCCGUCCUUUCCCUUUAUGCCAGUGGUCGUACUACCGGUAUUGUCCUCGAUUCUGGAGAUGGUGUGAGCCACACCGUCCCUAUCUAUGAGGGGUAUGCACUUCCCCAUGCCAUCCUACGUCUCGACCUUGCGGGCCGUGACCUAACGGAUGCCCUGAUGAAGAUCCUAACAGAGCGUGGUUACUCAUUUACCACCACAGCCGAGCGUGAAAUCGUCAGAGACAUAAAGGAGAAGCUCUCCUACAUUGCCCUUGACUAUGAGCAGGAGCUCGAGACAUCCAAAACUAGCUCUGCUGUGGAGAAGAACUACGAGCUGCCCGAUGGGCAGGUGAUCACCAUCGGGUCUGAGAGGUUCCGCUGCCCGGAGGUUCUUUUCCAACCAUCUAUGAUCGGUAUGGAAGCUGCUGGUAUCCAUGAAACAACCUACAACUCCAUAAUGAAGUGUGACGUCGAUAUCAGAAAGGAUUUGUACGGUAACAUUGUGCUCAGUGGUGGAACCACUAUGUUCCCCGGAAUUGCUGACAGGAUGAGCAAAGAGAUCACUGCUUUGGCUCCGAGCAGCAUGAAGAUUAAGGUUGUUGCCCCGCCCGAGAGGAAAUACUCCGUCUGGAUUGGAGGGUCCAUCUUGGCCUCCCUCAGUACCUUCCAGCAGAUGUGGAUCGCGAAGGCCGAGUACGAUGAGUCUGGCCCGUCGAUUGUGCACCGGAAAUGCUUCUGAGCUCAAAGUUGAAACCUUUCCAGAGGAAGAAACGUUGAGGGUUUUCUAAUUAUCCGCUUCUGGGUUAAUCUUUUCGUUUCGCUGCUCGUUGUUUUUUGUUCUUCAUUAUCCUUGGAUUCCGACCAGAGACUUAAAAUCUUUUUGAAGAACUUGUCUGUUUGUAGUAUUACUAUUGAAAUCCUGGAUUGCUCCCUAUUGGCUGUUUAGUGAAUAAGAACUUCUCUUUUUUGGAAGAA